AUGGAGCCGCUGGACUACCAGCAGCAGCAGCAGCAGCACGCGUUCCCUGCUGCUGCAGCAGCAGCAGCAGCAGCAGCACAAGCGAGCGAAGGCCCGCGAAUAGCCGCAGCAGAAAUGCAAAGCAGGUCUGGCCUGUUUGGGGCCCCCGGGGGCCCCCCGGGGGCCCCCGGGGGCCCCUUGGGCUUCGCGGGGCCCCCCGGAGGCGCCGCGGACAGCAGCAGCAGCAGCAGCAGCAGCAGCAGCAGCAGCAGCAGCUGGGAGGGCCGGGGCAGGCGGCCGGGGGCGCUGCAGGACAUGCUGCGGGUGCAGGAGAAGCUGGAAGCAGAUGUGCUGCUGCUGGAAAACAAAAUCUACGAAAUGGAAGGAAAUUAUUUGGCAGCAACAGCAGAUGUUGGAAAUAUGAUCCGCGGCUGGGAGGGCUACAUAGCCGCCGCCACCAAAGCCCGCCGCCCCGCAGCCAAGGCCGCCGCCUCCGCCGAACAAGAGCGUUUGUUUUCCCUCACCAGCUCCACCAGCAGGGCCUCCCGCGAACUCUCCUCAGCAGCAGCAGCAGCAGCAGAAGACCCGGAGAGGCCGCUGCUGGGGGCCGCGAGCAGCAGCAGCAGCAGCAGCAGCAGCAGCAGCACGAACUGGAGCAACGGCGCUGCUUCUCAAGUCUCCAACAGCCGCAACUCUGCAUGCAGCAGCACAAAUGUGAAAGGAGCAAAAAGACUUCCUUCUCGUCUCGGAGCUGCUGCCAGUUCUUCCAAAGCUGCUGCCAGCAGCAGAAGCUCCUCAGCAGCAGCAGCAGCAGCAGCAGCAGCAGCAGCAGCAGCGCCUGCCGCCCUCGCUGCAGACCCUGCAGCAGGCAGCGCCUGCCACGGCCGCAUGUGA
Molecule: messenger RNA, 873 nt
Organism: Eimeria necatrix
Lineage: Eukaryota; Apicomplexa; Conoidasida; Eucoccidiorida; Eimeriidae
Exons: 3
Coding region: 1-873 (290 amino acids)
Cellular component (GO): histone acetyltransferase complex
Source: RefSeq, a predicted model, not a curated record